CGCCCACUCUCAUCGCAGCGUCCAGCAGCACAGGCUGAAAUCAGAGCGUGUCACUGGGCUGCUGCUGGAUCUCAGGGCCGCUUACCAUCCGGGUUCGCUUUGCCCUAGAAACAAACGCCGCUCUGGACUGACGACUUUUAUUCUUUAUUCCUCCGGUUUGACGUUACAUCGAACUGUUGGACGGGAUAUUAAGGGAUGACCGGUUCUACCCUCAGGAGUGCCUGCAGUCUAUCGUGCUCACGUCGCAUCAGCAAACUGUCAUUUCCCAUCCCAUCAGUGAUGUUUUGACAGAUCGAUGUGUCGUUUGAAUGUGCAACAGGCUCCCGCCAUAUAUUUAUGCGGAUUAUGGAGACGACGGAGCAUCAAAGGAAAGAUGUGUCCUAGUGCUCUACAUCUUUUAGCUAGUGGUUACAGUAUAACCAUUUAUUAAUGCUGUUCCCCAACGACCAUGCUACUUUGAAGGGUGAUAUUUUAUCUGCACACAACUGAACAUCACAUCACUUCAGACAUUUUUUGUAGAGGUUUGUGUAAGAAAUAAGGGGAUUUUAAAUGGCAUCUCAAGUAACGGGGAGGAAAAGAAUCCCCAACCGGGAGAAACUAUCGGCGGAGGAUGAUGCUCUCAUUCAAAUAGCACGAGAGGCGGAGGCAAGAUUGGCAGCUAAACGGGCAGCCCGGGCAGAAGCUCGAGAAAUCCGUAUGAAGGAACUGGAGAGGCAACAGAAAGAGAUUUAUCACGCGCAAAAGAAAUACUAUGGGCUGGACAGCAAAUGGGGCCAUAUUGAACAGUGGAUGGAGGACAGUGAGCGGUAUUCCCGCCACACUCGGAGACAUACCUCGAUAUCAGAUGAUGAAGAGCGGAUGUCUGUAGGCAGUCGAGGAAGUUUGAGGGGCAACCACGCAGAUCUCUGCAGCAGCACCAGCAGUCUGACUUCAGCCAGACUACAAAAUGGACGGCCUUCUGCACUAUUUAUUGAAACCCCUCGCUCAAGAAGUCACAGGGGGUCUCUGCAUGAAGAGAGCUCAUACUCUGCCACUAGGCGUUUCAGUGGCUCCAGCGCUAGAGGCCCUUCAGACUACAAUGGCUUUCUGGGCUCCAGUUCCAGGGCCUCAUCUAGGGCAAGUUCAGCCCGUGCCAGCCCAGUGGUGGAAGAAAGGUCAGACUUUUUGGAAAAGGGGUCCAGAACAGCCUCCACCCUCUCUGCUGCAACUCUAGCCUCUCUGGGCGGAGGCUUAUCCAGAAGAGGGAGCUGUGAUACCUCUAUUUCGGCUGACACUGAGGCCUCCAUAAGGGAAAUGAAGGACUCAUUGGUAGAGGUGGAGGAGAAGUACCGUAAAGCCAUGGUGUCCAUCGCUCAGCUGGACAAUGAGAAGACAAACAUGAUGUAUCAGGUGGACACAUUGAGAGACACGCUAAUGGAGCUGGAGGAACUUCUUUGUGAGACACAGAGAGAGCGUGAGGAGAAAACCAGGGAAUGUGAGCGAGAACGUCACGCGCACAAUGUCUUGAAGUUCCAGUUUGAGGAGAUGAAGGAAACGCUGAAGCAGAGUGAGGAAUUGCUGACGGAAGCCCAACAGUCUCGUGGGAAGCAUGCAGACUAUAUUAGAGAGAUCUCUGACCUCCAAGAAACAUUGGAAUGGAAAGAUAAAAAGAUCCUGGCUUUAGAGAGGCAGAAGGAAUAUUCAGACAUUAUCCAUGAUGAACGGGAGACACUCAGAGACGAGGUUUGCCGGCUUAGGGAUGCUCUCAAGAAAAAUGGCAUCGUGAUGGGAUCUGAGGUGACAGCCAAUGGGAAAGUUGAAGAUGGGGCUAUUGAUAGACAUGUUAAUGCUGAAACAGCCUCUCGAUUGAAUCAGGACUUGUCAAGUGGAGACAGCAUGUUAGAGAUCAGAUUGAGGAAGCUCAUGGAGGAAAGAGAGAGCUUGCUUGACCAGGUGCGGAAGCUUAAAGCCAGUGCAGAGCAGAAACAGAAAAAUGGCACAGAAGAGACAGGAAGCGCAGAUGAAGAUGACCUACAAAAUGGUCUGGACCCUCAUAUCCUAGAUCUGCAGAGAGAUGCUAACAGGCAGAUCAGUGACCUGAAAUUCAAGCUAGUCAAAUCUGAACAAGAAGUCACAGCACUUGAACAAAAUAUCAUUCGACUGGAAGGUCAGGUGAGCCGCUAUAAGACAUCAGCUGAGGCUGCAGAGAAAGUGGAAGAUGAGCUUAAAGUGGAGAAGCGGAAGUUACAGAGGGAGUUGAGGUCUGCACUUGACCGAAUCGAUGAGCUGGAAGCAAGCAACAGCCACCUCACGAAGAGACUAGAGAAGAUGAAGGCCAAUCGGAGUGCACUUCUGGCACAGCAGUGAUGCCUGCCUGUGCCCACUCAACAGUCAGGGCAUGAUUCCCAUCGCUCACUGGCACCAGUGUUCCGCCACGCAUAUACAGCUAAAACUUCAAACAGAAUCAGAUUAGCCAAACCAUACAGCAAUCAUGCUAAUUCCGACUUCAAAAAAUAUAUAUAGAUGACUGACAGACAUAAACAUCAACCUAGUUAGUUUCCAAGCGGAGGACAUAUCAAACAAACAAUCCUGAGGCUCAUUAAAGUGACCUUUAGUUUGGAUUUGCAGAAUUCAGCCCCUCAAUGAGCUCUAAGCACUUGUAAUGGAUUCUGUGUCUACAAACAAACUCAGAGCACAGCUAAGGUGUGUGGACAUGGACUUACAUUAGCAGAUCAUGCACUUUACCUCUGCAUCAGUAUUCAAAUUUAUGUUAUUCGGAAAUGGUAGAUGGAACUGUUUUGCAUAAUGAGGUAAUGGAAUAUGUGCAGUCUGAAGAUGAAAUGAUUGAAUGUAUGCUCUCAUUUAGAGCCAGUUGUGUGCUUUUCUGCACUUUUUUCGUGCUGACGGAGUGUCGUUCAUGCUAUCAAUCACAGGAUAUGUGUGAUAUCACUUUUUGAUUAGGGAUUUGUUGUAAUGUCCAUUUUGAUAUACGCCAAAUCUUGUGUGUUUGUGCUAUUCCGUACAUAAAUGUGUUGGACUAGCACCUCAUGAUGUUAGCCAUUUUUGUUUACAAGCUAAUGAUGAGUAAGGUCCUGAGAGACUUGUUGCGAUGUGACUACAAACGUAAUGCAAUAACAAUGUCAAUAGAACCCUAAGGGGUAUAUUUGUCAAACGUAGAGCUUGAAUACAUCCUGUUACAUAU
Messenger RNA from Danio rerio (zebrafish), 3181 nucleotides. Lineage: Eukaryota; Metazoa; Chordata; Actinopteri; Cypriniformes; Danionidae. The record is from RefSeq and is a predicted model, not a curated record.